Messenger RNA from Letharia columbiana, 1164 nucleotides. RefSeq lists its product as uncharacterized. NCBI's taxonomy places the organism in Eukaryota, Fungi, Ascomycota, Lecanoromycetes, Lecanorales, Parmeliaceae. Gene Ontology annotation, cellular component: nucleotide-excision repair factor 1 complex. Gene Ontology annotation, biological process: nucleotide-excision repair involved in interstrand cross-link repair; nucleotide-excision repair, DNA damage recognition; UV-damage excision repair. Gene Ontology annotation, molecular function: damaged DNA binding. The transcript has 2 exons. Bases 1 to 1164 code for a protein of 387 amino acids. The record is from RefSeq and is a predicted model, not a curated record.
AUGACCGAACGACCUUCAACGCCCCCUCCGCAAACGGCGCCCUCCAACCCCGGCGUCCUCCCAAGAGCGCCCCUCACACCAGAGCAAGUCAAGAAUAUAGAAAUCAACCGCCUAAAAGCCAAAGCCCUCCGCACCCAACGCGAAUCCGAAGCCCGCAACAACAGCGACGCCCCCGCCUCCCUCAAACGCUCCUCCAGCAACCUCACCUCCAGCAACCUCGCCGCCGGCCAAAAACGCCCCUACUCCUCCACCACCGCCGGCGUCACUUCCACCCUACGAGAUGCUCGAAGUACCACACCGGCCGCGAAGCCCGGCGGCUUUCGCCCCCUGGACGAGAUCCAGCCGGCGAGGAACUUUACAAAGUUCGUCGAGUAUGACUUCAGUAAGAUGACGGAUACGAAAGGGGGCUUCUUGACGGUGGAAGAUGACCCGCACAACAAAGCGUUGCACGCGUUGAAAGCGGGCGAGAAGCCGGCGCACAUGACGAUGAAGGAGUGGGAGCGCCACCAACUUCUGCGGUCGCUCCGGGAGCAGAAAGCCGGGCCGUUCGAGCCGGGUUUGAGCGUGCUGUCGAAGGGGGCGCGGGAGGGGAGCGACAAAAAAUGCAGGGAGUGCGGGAGCUUGGAGAUCGAUUGGAAGUGGGAAGAGGUGCUGCACUGCGCCGUGUGCAACGCGUGCAAGGAGAAGUUGCCGGAGAAAUACAGCUUGCUGACGAAGACGGAGGCGAGGGAGGAUUAUCUGUUGACGGAUCCGGAACUGAAGGAUGAGGAGUUGCUGCCUCAUCUCGAGCGUCCGAAUCCGCAUAAGAGUACGUGGAAUAAUAUGAUGCUCUAUCUGCGCUAUCAGGUUGAGGAGUACGCUUUCAGCGAUAGGAAGUGGGGUGGUGGGGACAAGUUGGAUGAUGAGUUUGAGAAGAGGGAGGGGGAGAAGAAGAGGAGGAAGGAGGGGAAGUUCAGGGCCAAGUUGCAGGAGUUGAAGAAGAAGACGAGGGUGGAGGCUUAUAGGCGGGGGAGGAGGGGUGAUGGCGGAGGGGAGUUUGGGGACGAGGUGGGGAGGGGUGGGAAACAUACGCAUGUCUGGGGGAGGCCGGUCGAGGGGGAUGAAGGGGUCGGAACGAAGACGUGCGUGGAGUGUGGGAUGGAGGUUGAGGAAUUGGAAUUCUAG